Molecule: messenger RNA, 735 nt
Organism: Suillus fuscotomentosus
Lineage: Eukaryota; Fungi; Basidiomycota; Agaricomycetes; Boletales; Suillaceae
Exons: 2
Coding region: 1-735 (244 amino acids)
Source: RefSeq, a predicted model, not a curated record
AUGCGCAAGAUCGAGGUGCUCAUGGUGCGUGCCCCCCUUCCCUUCGUGCCACCGCCAUCACCUCCUACAGAUUUUUGGUCCCUCCACGACAUGCAGCCACAUCGCGGAUCGACAAUCUCAUUCGAUUCCCUUGAUGACACUCAAAGUGACCCAAACCAGGGUCUAUUCGACUUCAUCGACCAACCUGAGGCUUCGCACCAUGGCCCAUUCAACUCCAUCGACCCUCAAGCCAGUCAGGCAUAUCCUUCUAGUUCAUUGUCAUAUAGAGGCUCUGCAUUGUUUGGCAGGGUCUCUGGAGAUCAGGACACCAUUGAUUUCGAUGGACUCGCCUUCAGUGCAUUCCUUGAAGAGUCUGGAGCUAACACCAGCGGAGCAUCAACAAGUCAUGCCGGCACCACUGCCCCAACACUGAUUCCUUGGUCAGCAGAGAUCGACGCCCUCUAUCCUUUACCACCUCCCCGGGCACUGCAGGGGACCGUCAAGAGAACACAACACUCUUGUCGGAUCCCUGCGCCAUAUCCUCUGCUGGAACCCAAAGUUAUGCCCCUCAGCACAACUACUACAUCGACCCCUCAAACCCUGCAGCAUGCGACAAGUGUGGACGUUCCCAUCACCCCCACAAUAAUUGCACCUACCGACCUCGCUGCUCCCAUUGUCCCUGUCACCCCCAUAGUCAUCUCUAUCGACCCUGCCUCAACAACUCAGUGCACCCGUCUCCAUCCGGGUAUCAGCUGA